AUGGCUUCAAUAGAUUGCAUUACAAGCACUCCAACCCCUUCUCUCCCUCUUGUUUUCGACGCCGCCCGCCUCCGCCACGAAUCCAACAUCCCAACCCAAUUCAUCUGGCCCGAAGAGGAUAAGCCGUGCCUCGAAGCUGAAGAGAUCCACGUCCCAGUCAUCGACAUUCAUGGAUUCCUCUCCGGCACGGGGCCAGCUGCAGCUGAGACGUUGGAGAUCAUCAGAGAGGCGUGCAAGAAGCACGGAGUAUUUCAGGUAGUGAACCAUGGCGUCGACACCGAGCUCGUUGCUGAGGCAUACCGGUGCAUGGAUGAGUUCUUCGGGAUGCCGUUGACGGAGAAGCAAAGAGGUCAGAGGAAGACCGGCGAGAGCUACGGAUAUGCCAGCAGUUUCACGGGACGGUUCUCCUCCAACCUUCCAUGGAAGGAGACCUUCUCCUUCAGGCAUGCAACUGAUCCAGACUCUGCUGGCCAUGCACAGGUGGAGGAUUACUUUGUGCACGUCAUGGGCGACAGUUUCCAGCGGAUCGGGAGGGUGUUCGAAGAGUACUGCAAAGAAAUGAACCGUCUCGCCCUCGAAAUCAUGGAGCUCUUGAGCAUGGGCCUUGGAGUAGAACGAACAUAUUUCACAGAUGUAUUCAAGGUAAACGAUUCGGUAAUGAGGCUCAACCACUACCCGCCGUGCCAGAAGCCAGACCUCACCCUUGGAACCGGACCUCAUUGCGACCCAACCUCCUUAACCAUCCUUCACCAGGACGAGGUCGGUGGUUUGCAAGUCUUCGUAGAUGAAAAGUGGUACUCCGUUCGCCCUAUAACAGAUGCUUUUGUCAUCAACAUCGGCGACACUUUGAUGGCCCUCUGCAAUGGCAUAUUCAAGAGCUGCUUACACCGAGCAGUAGUGAACAGCAAGACACCAAGGAAUUCCAUGGCAUUCUUCCUUUGCCCGACGAUGGAGAGGGUGUUGAGUCCACCAAGUGAGUUGGUGGAUGACGAGCAUCCGAGGGAGUAUCCAGACUUCACAUGGUCACAGCUGUUGGAGUUCACACAGAAGCACUACAGAGCAGAUACAAGGACUCUGAAUGUCUUCUCCGAAUGGCUUCUCAAGAAUCAAACAACAACUCACUCUGCUUCUGAAAAUUGA
Molecule: messenger RNA, 1140 nt
Organism: Magnolia sinica
Lineage: Eukaryota; Viridiplantae; Streptophyta; Magnoliopsida; Magnoliales; Magnoliaceae
Product: gibberellin 20 oxidase 1-D-like
Exons: 3
Coding region: 1-1140 (379 amino acids)
Biological process (GO): response to light stimulus; gibberellin biosynthetic process; unidimensional cell growth
Molecular function (GO): gibberellin 20-oxidase activity
Source: RefSeq, a predicted model, not a curated record